Messenger RNA from Sander lucioperca (pikeperch), 1647 nucleotides. RefSeq names its product ring finger protein 168 (gene rnf168). Gene Ontology annotation, cellular component: nucleus; site of double-strand break. The coding region runs from base 325 to 1581 and encodes 418 amino acids. The transcript is spliced from 9 exons. The record is from RefSeq and is a predicted model, not a curated record. Gene Ontology annotation, molecular function: nucleosome binding; ubiquitin-protein transferase activity; metal ion binding. Gene Ontology annotation, biological process: double-strand break repair. NCBI's taxonomy places the organism in Eukaryota, Metazoa, Chordata, Actinopteri, Perciformes, Percidae.
GACUGCGCAGGCGCACUGUGAGAACAAUUGAUUCACGCGGGUGUUCAGUGGCAGAACUUCUCCGGUGAAUCUCCGGUAAAGUUUUCGGUUAGCUGUUACAGGAAUGUGCUAACUGUUAGCCAUACACAGUGCAGUCUACACUGUUAGCUAACGGGUAGCUAACAGUUAGGCCUUCCGUGGUUUGACGUUAGCUGCGAAGUUAGCCAGGGAGCUAACUAGACGUGCUGUUAGCUAACUUUAGCUUUAGCAUCAACGUCUGUUUACCACAGUUCAGGAGGAUCAGCUGACUCUCCGUUCCCACCACAGAAGAAGAAGAGGAGGAGGAUGGUGUCAGAGAGAGGGGUGGGAAAGAAGAGGGGGGGGGCGGCGCUGUCUCGGGACGACUGUCUCUGUCCCGUCUGUCUGGAGAUCUUCAUGGAGCCGGUUACUCUGCCCUGCACACACUCCUUCUGCAAGGUCUGUUUCCUGGAGUCCGUGGACAAGGCCACCCUGUGCUGUCCACUGUGCAGGAAGAGGGUCUCCAGCUGGGCUCGUCUCCACAGCAGGACCAACUCUCUGGUGGACCAGGACCUCUGGACCAGGAUCCAGACCUCCUUCCCUCUGCAGUGUCAGCGCCGCCUCAACGGCCAGGACGCUGAGCCAGACGGCCCAGGAGUGUCUGUGUGUUUCCCCAGAGUGAGUCAGCCUGGAGAGCUGAAGCAGGAGUAUGAGGAACAGGUGACUAAACUGACGGAGGAGAGGAGAGCUCUAGACGAGGAGGAGAGCAGAGCCAGUCAGGAGUUGAUCCAGAAGCUGCUGGCUGAGGAGCAGAAGCUGCUCCAGGAGGAGAUGAAGAGGAGAGAGGAGGACGAGAGGCUGGCCCGCCUGCUCAGCUCUCAGCUGAACUCAGGUCCGGUCUCUCAGGAGAACCUGGGUCCUGUUAACGCUGCUCCAGCCAAGAAGAGGAAGAAGGAGGUCAGCGGACAGAUGGACCGGUUCUUGUGUCCUCUUCCAUCUAACAGCAUGUUGACAACCAACCAGGUGGAUCGGCCCCUCCCCAAACUGGAUUACUACGGCGCUGUGACAGACCCCCCCCCUCACAGAGCAGCUCCUCUUCCUCUCUCUGUGGAGGAGGACCUUCAGCUGACUGGACGCCCAGGGUCCAAGAGGAAGAGCUCGGAGCUGGACACGGUCUGGCCCCCCUCCUCCUCCUCCUCCUCGCUGGGGGGUGCGGCCCUGCAGGAGAUGUCAGAGGGGGCAGGGCCAGACUGGGGGUUGUCAGAGGGGGCGGGGCCAGACUGGGGGGUGCAGCUGCAGAGCAGACGGCUGCAGGAGGAGCAGGACCGGCAGCUGGCUCUGCAGCUGCAGAAGCAGCUGGACCAGGAGGAGAAACGCAGAGCUACGAGCAGAGGCCCCGGAUCCUCAGACCAGUACCUGCUCCGCCCAACCCUCCACCCCCCCAACGGAGCCUCUGGUAACUCCACCCCUUCAUCUGCAAAGACUACAAACUGUGUAAAGACUACAAGGUCCAGCAGCCCCAGCAGCCCCAGCAGCAGAGGCCGUAAACAGACCACUCUGACGGAGCUGUUCUCCAGCAGCUGAACUCUGAGAGACCUCCUUAGAGCUGCCUUCACUUCCUCUAGUCCCAGAGACGCUACAGCCAGCUGA